Molecule: messenger RNA, 1750 nt
Organism: Trichoderma reesei QM6a
Lineage: Eukaryota; Fungi; Ascomycota; Sordariomycetes; Hypocreales; Hypocreaceae
Exons: 1
Coding region: 103-1680 (525 amino acids)
Molecular function (GO): catalytic activity
Source: RefSeq, a predicted model, not a curated record
CCGGAUCUGCGACCAAGUGAGAUAUUAAAACAGAUCCCUCUCCCGGUUUACUCUAUUUACAUCCCCUUUGAACAGACAACCCACCACAAGAGACCCGGAGCAAUGAGGCUCCCCUCACUAUUUCCCGCAGCGACUGCCGCCGCCGUCGCCGCCAUCUCCCUCUUCUUCGCCUCUCCAUCAUCAGCCGCUGCCAUUGACUUCAGCUCAAAGGCUCCUCGUGAUGCGCUUCCCGGAACGCUUUCCCUCGAAGACGGACAGUCGCUCUUCACAUUCAACUACUCAACGCCGAACCCCGACCCGAAGAACUGGAUCGGCGUCUACGAGACAUACUAUGGAGGCCCUGACAAUGAAGAAUUCGUCGCAGGCUCCUUGACCUGGGCGUAUGCGCCUGACGGCAACGGUGAGGUGCACGUCGACGUCUCGAGUCUAUCUGCCGGCUACUACAGGGCCUAUUUCCUGGCCAAGGAUGGCUACCAGUGGCUUGCGAAGCCCAUCGACGUCAUCGUGCCCGGCUCGGGACCUAUCGAGUUCAUCAACGACCGCAUCAUCACCCAGAAUGCCCACCAGGGCAGCCCCUUCAAGGCCAGGUUAGGCCGCUUGAUUGCCAAUCCCAAGGACGACGAGACCAAGUUCACCAAGGUCACCACCCACGGCUCCGAAUGGGUCAAGGUCGCCAAGGACGGAACCAUCUUCGGCACGCCGGGCCCCAAGGACAAGGACACCAGCUUUGUGGUCAAGGCGACGGCCAGCGAUGGCUCCUCUGCCACCAUCCAGGUCAAAAUCCCUGUUCGGGCCAAGAAUGAGCCGCUGGUGCGCGAACUCAAGGUCAUGUCCUUCAACAUGUGGUUCGGCGGCACCAACGUCGACGACUACCACAACAAACAGGUCCGCUUCCUCAUCAACACAAACGUCGACAUCGUCGGUCUGCAGGAGAGCUGGAACGGCCAGGCAACCCGCCUCGCGCAGGCGCUUGGCUGGUACUACUGGCAGAGCCCCAAGGAAGUCGGCAUCAUCAGUCGCUAUCCCAUCGUCGAGGUAUUUCCGGAGCAGGCCGCCGGUGGAUCGAUCCGCAUCGAGCUGGAUGGCCGCAAGAGUCAGCUCAUCAUGUGGAACGUUCAUCUAGGAUACAAUCCUUACGGACCAUACGACUUCUGCUUCGACCACUUGCCCCUGGCCGAGGUCCUCAACCGGGAGUACCAGUCCGGCCGCACGCCGCAAAUCAUGGAAAUCGUCAGCGCCAUGCAAGGUGCCCUUGCCGAGGCCGACGACAUCCCCGUCCUCCUCACCGGCGACUUCAACGCGCCGUCUCACCUCGACUGGACAGACGCAACUAAGAAAGCCCACUGCGGCACUGGCUUCGUCCCUUGGCCGAGCUCCGAAUUCCCCAUGCAGUCGGGUCUGAUCGACUCGUUCCGCGAGGCGCAUCCCGAUCCCAACGCCGAGCCGGGCAUCACUUGGUCGCCCAUCUACCUCGACAACAACGGCCGGCCCGAGCCAUUGGACCGAAUCGACUUUGUCUUCCACAAGGGUCGCAGCCUCAAAGUUCUCUCGUCAGAGACACUUGUCGCCGGUGAGCCCACUCCAGAGCCGAAUCAGCGGAACAAUGAGUGGACGUCGGAUCACGCUGCCGUUUUGACCACGUACAGGAUCGGAUACUCUGACGAUGACGGAGAGCUGUAGGGGCGUUAUCCAGACAAGAUUUGUCGUCUGUCGUGCAUUUCAUGGGAGUUUGGGCGCGCUUUAUCGUUCU